AUGGAAUUCGGAGCAAGCGCCGCCGUCAUUUGGACUUGUGUCCUUUGCUGCCUGCUCCUCGUAUCUGCGAUCUUUUUGAUCUAUCGUUCUAUACAAGUCACUCGAUCCGUCAAGACCAAGUACAAGUCGUCCGGUUCCCGUCGUCUGUCAUUCCACAGCCCUGAUGAGGUCGAGAGAUUCUUCAUCCAGACUGGCUACAAGAAAACCAUCAUUGGAACCAUCAUGCUCCAUGCUUGGCUUGUCCUUCUGGGUCUGGCAUAUCUCGCCAUCGUCAUCUUCAGCUCAUUUUCCUAUUUCCCUACACUCCUCUCGAACUGGCGAACUGACUGGGACGGAGUUGUUAUACCUGCAAUCUAUUCUAUGGUCGUCUUUCACGUGCUGGCUGGUGUGCUAUCUAAAUUCUAUCACUCACUCGUUACGCUGUUUAUGGUACCUGAGCCACAUCUCAGCGAUGCUACGAAUGUGGUUAUCGAGGAAGCUGUACCUCCUGCGGUGGACUCGAAGGAGAUGAUCGAUCCGGGGAUGGCUUCCGACGAGGACAUACCCGCUUUCAAUCGUUACGUGUCAGUCCUGUGGGACAGACUACGUACAAGGUUCAGAAGCGCAACCCGCAAGACGAUGGUCGAAGUUGAAUACGACGAAAUGCUCAGGGUUAGAUGCUAUGAGUACAUGUGCGUUAGAUAUGUAUUUGAUACUGAUGUCGGUCGAUUCCGUCCUGUCGGCAUGGGAGAGUGGACAGCUUCUGAAAUGCACCAGCGGUUGAGGGAGGGUGGUAUGAGUCACGAGGAGGCCACGCUCGAGCUCGAGGAAACGGGUCCGAACGAGAUCAGGGUGAGAGUCCCUGGGAUCAUUGAGAGUCUGGCCUCCGAGUUCAGCGAUGUUCUCUAUAUACUGCAGUCUAUCGCGGCGUGGACGUAUAUCGUCUUCACGACAUGGAACAUCGGUAUAAUAUGGCUCGCCAUGACGCUCAUUGCGGGGACCUAUCGAGCCCUGUUCAUCGUGAGGAGAGGCCAGAAGAAGAUCGCUACCUUGGCCAAGCUCGAGACUCGGGUGCAAGUUCUGAGAUCAGGGAAGUGGGUUGAAAUCGGUUCCCAUGGUGUGGUUCUCGGCGACUUGCUGAAAGUAGAGGAACGUGAACCUCUCCCUUGCGACGGGGUUGUCGUGGAGGGAUCUGUAAUCGUCAACGAGUCCAUGCUCACUGGUGAGCCCAUGCCCAUACAGAAGUUCUCCGUGGAUGACAUUGACGAUGCCGAGAUCACCAAGAAGAAUACAGCCUAUGCGGGCACCAUGUGUAUGCAGUCGACGGGCCCACACGAUGGUCGUGCCAUUCUGAUGGCAACCAGUGUCGGAGCUCUCACGACCAAGGGACAACUCAUCCGAAUGGUACUCUUCCCACAGUCUGUCAGGUUCAAAUACACUGAUCAGCUCCCAAUUGUGUACGGCAUGCUAGCUCUGUAUGCUGUACUCAUCAUCGUUCUGUACCUGACCACGACAAAUCUGGGUUCCUGGGUGGUCACUGUGCUGCAAAUUCUGAGUACCGUCGCUCAGACGAUGAACCCCAUGCUGCCCGUCUCUAUCGUGAUGGGCCAGUCAGUGGCGGCCUUCAGGCUGGAGAAGCAUCAUCAGAUAUCAUGUCUCCAACCGGGUAGGAUUCCCGUUGCCGGCAAGAUCUCAACGAUGGUGUUCGACAAGACUGGUACGAUCACGAAGGACGGUAUGGACUUCGCGGCGGUGGUUGCCGUUGAUCCCUCGAGAAGAACUUUCUUGGGCAAGAUUCAGUUCGAGCCGGACCUGCCUCCUCUCGACGAAAGGAACAGAUCUGUGAUAUCCGAGCAAGUCCCUCUGAGAAUGCAAUAUGGUCUUGCCUGCUGCCACACUGUGACCACUCUCCGUGACGGAACGUUGGUUGGGAACCACGUUGAAGUGUCGAUGCUGACUAUGACUGGAUGGUCUCUUCCAGCGCCGGAUGCGGAGAGUACGGACAAUAUCAUUACGUCACCGAAGGGUGAGCAUAAGCUGAAGGUCUUGAAGAAACUCGACUUCGACCACCACAGAAUGACAUCUGGAGCCGUCGUCAGAGACCUGUCGACCGGUGAGGUUAUUGUCAUCAUCAAGGGCUCGUAUGAACGUGUGGCCGCCCUGUCCUUACCCGACACUCUUCCCCACGACUACGUGGAAGUCUCUGAGGGCUGUGCAUCUGAUAACUUCUACACGUUGGCAAUGGCCACUAAGAGUUUGGACAGCUCCUUGACGGACGAGCAAAUCAUAUCGGCCAAAAGGGACUCGUUUGAAUUCGAUCUAUCGAUGUGCGGACUACUUCUGUUCCGCAAUGAAAUGAAGCCCGAUUCGCCAGCUGCGAUUGAGGCAUUGACUGCUGGAAACAUCCGCAACGUCAUGUGCACUGGCGAUAAUGUCUUGACUGGCAUCGCUAUCGCCAGGGAAUGCGGUAUAAUCGGGAAAACUAAGGUUGGUCGAGUUCUAAUAGGAGACUAUGAUCAGAAGAUGGACGCGCUGUAUUGGGUUGACACUGAGACGAACGAGCGGUGCUCAGAUGUGGAGACUGGUGUUGACCAAUUGGCGGUAACUGGAUCUGCAUGGAAGUAUUUGGCAAGGAACCCUUGUGAGCUCGAUUGCCUCUGGGAGGACAUAUCGGUGUUCGCCCGUAUGAAACCUGAGGACAAGGUUAACGUGACGAAGUAUCUCCAGUCUCGCAAGCUGGUUGUUGGUAUGUGUGGUGAUGGCGGUAACGACUGUGGCGCUCUCCGUGCUGCCCAUGCCGGUAUGGCUCUAUCUGACGCUGAAGCCUCUAUGGUGUCACCAUUCAGCUCUGGUCGUGAUGGUCGCUCCCUCUUUACGGUUGUUGAUAUGAUUCGUGAAGGUCGCGCGUGUCUUGCUACCAACAUCGCGACUUACUCUUUUUUCAUCGUAUAUGCAUUCAUUCUGACCAGUUCUCGGGUUGCCGGUACUAUCAUAGCAAAUCAGGUGCCGGCGGAGUGGUUCUGGAUAUCGCAAGAUGUCCUGAUCAGCGUCAUCAUGGUGUGGACGAUGACGCUUUCUGGUCCGGCGGGGAAGCUCGCUGAUUAUCGCCCUAGUGGAUCUCUCCUUGGUUGGAGAACCAUCCUGUUGUGUACCUUCCCUAUCAUCACUUUCUUCCUCGCGGAAAUUGUGGCAUUCGCUUUUCUGUGGUCAUCUUCUAACAGAGAUUGGUAUAGCCGUGUUAACACCCUCGACCUUCAAGUGCCGCCACAAGAGUGGGCGAAGAAAGGUGACAAUUACGAUAUGCCUAUCCAAGUCUUCCUCAUGCUCACAACACUCAGCACACAUGCCUAUGUUUCCUCAUAUGGAGGAGCUUUCAGGAAGAGUGUUCUCAGGAACUGGGCUCUGAAUGCGAUGUAUCUAAUCGUCAACGUCUUGCUCUUCAGUCUACUUUGGGUUGAGCCAGGAGAUCUCUCCUGUGUGUUCCGCAUAAACUGCGACACAGGUGCCUCUCUUGAAACAGCCGGUCUGCCUAUCAUCGAACAAUACUCAGUAGGAUCGGUUGGUGGUUGUUUCCUGGGGCCCCAGAUCCACACAUAUCAAGAAGCAGCCCCGGAGCUCAGUAGUUGGUCUCCACUACCCGAGGCUGACUGCAGGCCUACCGGUCCGGGUUCCGAGAUAGCUUUGGAGCGCUAUCCCUGGGAAUCUCCGGCAAUCUCUACGUUGGGAUAUGAUGGGCCCAAUAAUGUCUAUCCAGUGUCAUUCCGGGUUGUUAUGACGAUAAUUCUAGUUCUUUACAUCAUGGUUCAACAUAUCAUCUUUGGUGUCGGGUUCUCUGGCUCGUAUUGGAGGAAACUGUUGGCUAAGUUCCGAGCCGUGUGAGGAUUCGAUGCUGUUCGCUGUGAAGAAUAGUUUUUUUUGCAAGUCAUCUCGCGUGGUUGGAUGAGCUUGCUAUAAAGUCCUAAAAAUAGGUUGUCACGGAUCGGCUGCCUUCUGUGGUCAGAGUCUUAUCGAUUAUGUAAGGUAUCUUGACUUGUUAUCAUUUCCGUCCAUAACUGUCAUAGUCUUGUUUAUGGUACUUGAACAAUUCCUUCGAUAUUCCAACUUAUUACAACCGGUCAAUUAUCAACAUUAUAAUACUUUACAACCCAAGAGAAGCGAACAUGAGUAGUUUGCUCCUGGCGUUGUCGUUGGAGCUCAAAUGCUCCUCCAAG
Perkinsus marinus ATCC 50983 is the source of this 4190-nucleotide messenger RNA. RefSeq names its product P-type ATPase, putative. Lineage: Eukaryota; Perkinsozoa; Perkinsida; Perkinsidae. The transcript is spliced from 3 exons. Gene Ontology annotation, molecular function: P-type transmembrane transporter activity; ATP hydrolysis activity; ATP binding. The record is from RefSeq and is a predicted model, not a curated record. The coding region runs from base 1 to 3858 and encodes 1285 amino acids. Gene Ontology annotation, cellular component: membrane.